This is a messenger RNA of Agrilus planipennis (emerald ash borer), 1524 nucleotides long. RefSeq names its product polycomb protein EED (gene escl). Gene Ontology annotation, biological process: negative regulation of transcription by RNA polymerase II. Gene Ontology annotation, cellular component: ESC/E(Z) complex. The coding region runs from base 120 to 1403 and encodes 427 amino acids. The transcript has 8 exons. The record is from RefSeq and is a predicted model, not a curated record. Lineage: Eukaryota; Metazoa; Arthropoda; Insecta; Coleoptera; Buprestidae. Gene Ontology annotation, molecular function: nucleosome binding; protein binding.
UUGACAUCACCCUUUGUAUAUCUAUUAUCUAUUAUUAACAUUAACCUUAAAAAUUUCGUAAUUUUUUAUUAUUUUAAGUGUCUGUAACUAUAAUUGCUGAACAUAAUUAAGAAAAGAAAAUGAAAGAUAAAGUGAAGACAAGUAGUAAAGAAGAGAAUAAUUUGACAGAAGAGUCUGGAGACGAUGGAGAAGAUACUUCAAGUGUGGGGAGCACGUCUACCACCGACAACACAUCUAGAAGUGCUACUCCAACAAAUCGUUCGCGUAAAGGCAAAAAAAAAAAAAAGAAACUAAGUCAACUGAAAUAUUUAAAACCAAUAUACAAAUUUACUUGCAGCAUUAAAGAAGACCAUGGUCAGCCGUUAUUUGGAACGCAGUUUAAUCACCACUUAAAAGAAGGUCAACCGUUCAUUUUUGCAGCUGUUGGGAGUAAUCGCGUUACCAUAUAUGAAUGCCCUGAAGGACGUGGAAUUAAAUUAUUGCAAUGCUAUGCAGAUCCGGAUCUUGAUGAAAAUUAUUAUACUUGUGCUUGGUCUUAUGAUGAUACUGGCAAGCCUUUACUUGCUGUGGCUGGAUCUAGGGGAAUCAUAAGAAUUCUCAAUCCAACCACAAUGAGUUGUUUGAGACAUUAUAUUGGACAUGGGCAUGCAAUAAAUGAACUGAAAUUUCACCCAAAAGACCCUAACUUACUAUUAUCGGUAUCUAAAGAUCAUGCUUUGAGACUGUGGAACGUUAAGACCGAUGUAUGCAUUGCAAUUUUUGGUGGUGUAGAAGGUCACCGAGAUGAAGUGUUAAGUGCUGACUUUGAUUUACUAGGAAAUCGAAUUAUGUCAUGUGGUAUGGAUCAUUCUUUGAAAUUGUGGAAAUUGGACAAGGAAGAUAUGGUGGAAGCUUUUAAACAAUCCUAUAAUUGGCAAGCUAGUCGUAACACACGUCCCUUUGAUUCAUUAAAAGUCCACUUUCCUGACUUUUCAACUAGAGAUAUACAUAGAAAUUACGUUGACUGUGUGCGGUGGUUCGGCGACCUUAUUUUAAGCAAAUCUUGCGAAAACUGUAUUGUUUGUUGGAAACCGGGACGGUUGGAGGACGAAACCUUAAGACCUGGAGAUACCAGUUCAACCAUUAUACAUAGAUUUGAAUAUAAGGAAUGCGAAAUUUGGUUUGUUCGAUUUGCAAUGGAUUUUUGGCAAAAGUUUCUGUUACAGAUCCUUGCUUUAGGAAAUCAGGCAGGAAAAGUUUUCGUGUGGGACUUGGACGUUCCUGAUCCAUCUCAAGCACGUUGCUAUACUCUCCACCAUCCAAGAUGCACUGCUGCAAUAAGACAAGCGGGUCUUUCACGGGACGGGUCUAUUUUAUUGUGUGUGUGUGAUGAUGGGACCAUAUGGAGAUGGGACAGAAUUUAACUACUAAUUUCCGUAACAUUUUUUUUACAUAUCUUGCAAGUUUUAUACAAUAUUGAGCUUUUCAUCCUUUAUUACAAAGAAAAACUUAUUCAUUUAAAAAACUGACAUUUUAUUUCAAAAU